AUGCUUCUCAAACUCACUACCCUCACUGCUAUCUUGCCUUCGAUCCUUGCGGCCAACAUCACGGUCACUGUGGGUCAGAACAACGGUCUCACCUUCACACCUGCUCAGAUUACUGCCGCAAUCGGCGACGUUAUCACUUUCACCGUCCUCUCGCGCGACCACUCUAUCACCACGACGAACUUCGCCGGCACCGUUUGCCCUCCCCCAGACGGCGGAGUGGGCCCGAACGGCUUCGACUCUGGCUUGUGGGUGAUUUGCUUAAGCAUCAACUAUCGUAUCCACAUGUCUACCCACAGCCUCUCCGACCUCGACGGCUCCCAGCCCAAUUUUCGCUACACUGUCGUCGACGCAGUACCUCACUUCGGCGCCUGCAAGCAGGCUGCGGGAGGCCACUGCCGCGCAGGCAUGACCUUUGCGAUCAAUCCCAACUCGACCUUCACCUACACCCAGUUCCUUGCGAACGCUCGAGCAUCGUGA
Messenger RNA from Mycena indigotica, 477 nucleotides. RefSeq lists its product as uncharacterized. The transcript has 2 exons. Bases 1 to 477 code for a protein of 158 amino acids. NCBI's taxonomy places the organism in Eukaryota, Fungi, Basidiomycota, Agaricomycetes, Agaricales, Mycenaceae. The record is from RefSeq and is a predicted model, not a curated record.